AUGUCCCGCCUGCUGCACGCACAAGAGUGGGCUGAAGUGAAGGAGCUGGGGGACCACCACCGCCAUCCCCAGCCGCACCACGUCCCGCAGCCGCCGCCAUCACAGCCACCUGCGACCCUGCAGACGAGAGAGCAUCCUGUCUAUCCGGCCGAGCUGUCCCUCCUGGACAGCACCGACCCACGCGCCUGGCUGGCUCCUACUUUGCAGGGCAUCUGCACGGCACGCGCCGCCCAGUACCUGCUCCAUUCCCCAGAGCUGGGUGCCUCCGAGGCCGCGGCGCCCCGGGACGAGGCGGACGGCCGGGGAGAGCUGGUGAGAAGGAGCGGCGGCAGUGGCAGCAGCAAGAGCCCGGGGCCCGUGAAAGUGCGGGAACAGCUGUGCAAGCUGAAAGGCGGGGUGGUGGCAGACGAGCUGGGCUGCAGCCGCCAGCGCGCCCCUUCCAGCAAACAGGUGAACGGGGUGCAGAAGCAAAGGAGGCUGGCGGCCAACGCCCGCGAGCGACGCAGGAUGCACGGGUUGAACCACGCCUUCGACCAGCUUCGCAACGUUAUCCCGUCCUUCAACAACGACAAGAAGCUGUCCAAGUACGAGACCCUGCAGAUGGCCCAGAUCUACAUUAACGCCUUGUCCGAGCUGCUUCAAACGCCCAGCGGCGGGGACCAGCCGCCGCCGCCGCCGGCAUCAUGCAAGAGCGGACACCACCAACUUCGCGCCGCCGUCCCCUACGAAGCAGGCGCGGGCACCGCGACCGCGGCGGGGACGCCGCCAGCCUCGGGAGGCGGGCAGCGGCCGACCCCGCCCGGAAGCUGCCGGACUCGCUUUUCGGCCCCGGCCUCCGCCGGAGGAUACUCGAUGCAGCUGGAAGCUCUGCACUUCUCGACUUUCGAGGACAGCGCCCUGACGGCGAUGAUGGCGCAAAAGAACUUGUCGCCUGCGCUGCCUGGGGCCAUUCUGCAGCCAGUGCAGGAAGACAGUAGCAAAACUUCGCCGCGGUCCCACAGAAGCGACGGAGAGUUUUCCCCCCAUUCCCAUUACAGUGACUCGGAUGAGGCGAGUUAG
This is a messenger RNA of Balaenoptera acutorostrata (minke whale), 1059 nucleotides long. RefSeq names its product atonal bHLH transcription factor 1 (gene ATOH1). The coding region runs from base 1 to 1059 and encodes 352 amino acids. The record is from RefSeq and is a predicted model, not a curated record. NCBI's taxonomy places the organism in Eukaryota, Metazoa, Chordata, Mammalia, Artiodactyla, Balaenopteridae. Gene Ontology annotation, molecular function: protein dimerization activity. The transcript has a single exon.